CUCCUCCCUUCUCCUCCACCUCUUCCCUCUCCUCGCCUCCAAAUUAUCUCCGUCGGACGCACGCACGCACGCGCGGGGAGAGGUUUGGUUUUGCGGUGACCAUGCAGGCGGCGACGGUGGCAGCGGCGGCCAACGGCGGGGGCGACGUGCAGAAGCAGCAGCAACAGGUGGGGGCGGCGCCGCUCCCGGCGGUGGCGGCGCUGGCGCCGCCGCCCCAUUGGGUGGCCAUGCCGUUCGCGCCGCCGGGCGCCGCGGCCAUGGUGGUGCCGCACCAGAUGGCGCCGGCGCCGCCCCACCAGUUCGCGCCGCACUUCGUGCCGUUCCACGCCGUCGCGCCGCCGCCCCCGCCGCUGCAGCCGCGCCCGGCGCACGUCGCCAUGGGCUCGCCCGCCCCCGCCGCGCAGCCCGGCCAGGAGGAGAACAAGACCAUCUGGGUCGGCGACCUCCAUUACUGGAUGGACGAGAACUACCUCCACACCUGCUUCGGCUACACCGGCGAGGUUGUCGCAAUCAAGGUUAUUCGUAAUAAGCAAACCGGACAAUCAGAAGGAUAUGGAUUUGUAGAGUUCUACAGUCAUGCUGCAGCUGAAAAAGUGCUUGAUGGUUUUGCUGGGCAUAUAAUGCCAAAUACUGACCAACCUUUUAGGAUAAACUGGGCAUCAUUUAGCAUGGGGGAUAGGCGUUCGGACAUUGCUUCAGAUCAUUCCAUAUUUGUAGGCGAUCUUGCCUCUGAUGUCAAUGAUACUGCAUUGCUAGAGACUUUCUCCAGCAGGUACUCCUCUGUCAAAGGUGCAAAAGUUGUUAUUGAUGCUAACACUGGUAGAUCCAAGGGCUAUGGCUUUGUGCGGUUUGGAGAUGAUAGUGAGAAGACAAACGCCAUGACCGAGAUGAAUGGAGUGUAUUGCUCAACUAGGCCCAUGAGGAUUGGCCCUGCAACUCCCAGAAAAUCUUCAGGUACUUCUGGAUCUACUGGUUCAUCUGCUCGAUCAGACGGAGAUUUGACAAACACAACUGUAUUUGUCGGUGGGCUUGACCCAAAUGUUAGUGAAGAUGAUCUUAAGCAAACCUUCACCCAGUAUGGUGAGAUUUCCUCUGUGAAGAUUCCCGUUGGGAAACAGUGUGGGUUCGUGCAGUUUCUUCAGAGAAAGAAUGCAGAAGAUGCAUUGCAAGGGCUAAAUGGGAGCACCAUCGGGAAACAGACCGUGCGCCUUUCAUGGGGUCGCAAUCCAGCAAACAAGCAGUUGAGGAGUGACAACGGCAACCAGUGGAACAACGGGAUGUACUACGCGCCCUCGCCGUUCUACAACGGGUACGGCUACCCCGCGGCACCGUUCCCUGACCCGGGCAUGUACGCCGCUGCCUAUGGCGCCUACCCGGUCUACGGGAACCAGCAACAGGUCAGCUGAAGAUAGGAGGUUGACACGCCCAUCGCACGACAACCGGAGGCGCGCACGCAGUAGCUGUAGCUCUCGCUAGAGAAAGAAGGUAGACGACGACGGCUUCUUAGGUGAGCUAGAUGUAGUGACUGGUCAUGUAAAGUACAUUACUGCUAUUACGAAGAACUAGCACCACUAAGACACCUAAAAUGACUCGAUCGCCAUGGCCGUCUAGCUGGAUUGUUCUAGGGAAAAAAGAAGUUUUGGCCUAGAGCUGCAAUAUUAAGGUAGAACAAUAAUCUAUUCAAUACCUUCUGCGCGGUUUCUGAUCGA
Molecule: messenger RNA, 1709 nt
Organism: Aegilops tauschii subsp. strangulata
Lineage: Eukaryota; Viridiplantae; Streptophyta; Magnoliopsida; Poales; Poaceae
Product: polyadenylate-binding protein RBP47
Cellular component (GO): cytosol
Molecular function (GO): mRNA binding
Source: RefSeq, a predicted model, not a curated record